GGAGAAGCUGGUACUGGAUACUGAAUAAACAAACUAUUAGUAGAGCAGAAGAAUAUGGAGAGAUGUCUGACACUCAUUUUACUGUCCUCAGUUGUAAAACACAUCAGAGCUGAGAGUGUAAAUGUGAGGUUGGUUGGUGGUAACAGUCCCUGUGCAGGUAGAGUGGAGGUUCUUCAUAGAGGACAGUGGGGAACAGUGUGUGAUGAGUUUUGGGAUAUGGCUGAUGCUGCAGUGGUGUGUAGAGAACUGGACUGUGGAAAACCUGUUUAUGCUCUGCGUAAUGCUCAAUUUGGACCAGGAUCAGGACCAAUCUGGAUGAGUUUUGUCAUGUGUACUGGAUCAGAGUCUACACUGAAGAACUGUGGGUCAGGAGGAUGGGGUAAACACACCUGUGAUCAUAUUAGAGAUGCUGGAAUCAUCUGCUCAGGAGUCAGACUUGUUGGAGGUUCUCGCUGCUCUGGGAGAUUAGAGAUACUUCAUGUGAAGACGUGGGUUUCAGUUUGUGAUGCUGCCUUUGACCAGCAGGAUGCAGAGGUUGUGUGUAGAGAGUUGGACUGUGGGGCUCCUGUACAGGUGCUGGGAGCAGCUGCUUUUGGCAAAGGGGAGGGUCAGAUGUGGACAGAAGAGAUUCAGUGUAGAGGCAACGAAUCUCAGAUUCAUCUCUGUCCAAAAUCACCAUCAAUCAAAAGCAACUGUUCUCAUGACAACAUCAUUGGAUUGUUGUGUAGCGGUAUGAACAUAAUGAAUGUGAGGUUGGUUGGUGGUAACAGUCCCUGUGCUGGUAGAGUGGAGGUUCUUCAUAGAGGUCAUUGGGGAACAGUGUGUGAUCAAGGUUGGGAUAUGGCUGAUGCUGCAGUGGUGUGUAGAGAGCUGGACUGUGGGGAGCCUGUAGAUGCUCUGGGUGAUGCUCAUUUUGGACCAGGAUCAGGACCAAUCUGGAUGAAUAAUUCAAUGUGUACUGGAUCAGAGUCCACACUGAAAAACUGUGGAUUAGUAGAAUGGCCUUAUGACUGUGAUCAUAAUAAAGAUGCUGGAGUCUUUUGUGCAGGCGUCAGGCUGGUUGGAGGUUCUCGCUGCUCUGGGAGAUUAGAGAUACUUCAUGAGAACACGUGGGUUUCAGUGUGUGAUGCUGCCUUUGACCAGCAGGAUGCAGAGGUUGUGUGUAGAGAGCUGGACUGUGGGGCUCCUGUACAGGUGCUGGGAGCAGCUGCUUUUGGCAAAGGAGAGGGUCAGAUAUGGACAGAAGAGAUUCAGUGUAGAGGCAACGAAUCUCAGAUUCACUUCUGUCCAAAAUCACCAUCAAAUGAAAACAACUGUUCACAUGAAAACAACGUUGGACUGGUGUGUGCAGACAGUGUAAAUGUGAGACUGGUGAAUGGUAACAGUCCCUGUGCUGGUAGAGUGGAGGUUCUUCACAGAGGACAGUGGGGAACAAUGUGUGGUGUUUACUGGGAUAUGGCUGAUGCUGCAGUGGUGUGUAGAGAGCUGGACUGUGGAGAACCUGUAGAUGCUCUGAGUGAUGCUCAUUUUGGACCAGGAUCAGGACCAAUCUGGAUGAAUCGAACAUUAUGUACUGGAUCAGAGUCCACACUGAAGAACUGUGGAUCAGUAGAUUGGGGUGCUUUUGUCUGUGAUCAUGGUAAAGAUGCUGGUGUCAUCUGCUCAGGUGUCAGGCUUAUUGGAAAUUCUCGUUGCUCUGGACAAGUGGAGAUACUUCACGAGAACACGUGGGUUUCAGUGUGUGAUGCUGCCUUUGACCAGCAGGAUGCAGAGGUUGUGUGUGGAGAGCUGGACUGUGGGGCUCCUGUACAGGUGCUGGGAGCAGCUGCUUUUGGCAAAGGAGAGGGUCAGAUAUGGACAGAAGAGAUUCAGUGUAGAGGCAACGAAUCUCAGAUUCACCUCUGUCCAAAAUCAUCUUUUCUCGAAAAAAACUGCUCCCAUGAAAAUGAUGAGGGUCUUCUGUGCGGUGACCCAAAAAAUGUGAGACUGGUUAAUGGUAACAGUCCCUGUGCUGGUAGAGUGGAGGUUCUUCAUAGAGGACAGUGGGGAACAGUGUGUGAUGGAGGUUGGGAUAUGACUGAAGCUGCAGUGGUGUGUAGAGAGCUGGACUGUGGGGAGCCUGUAGAUGCUCUGAGUGAUGCUUAUUUUGGAGCAGGAUCAGGACCAAUCUGGAUGAGUCUUGUAUUUUGUACAGGAUCAGAGUCAACACUCAAGAACUGUGGAUCAGCAGGAUGGAAUAUACCUAUUUGUACUCACAACUCUGAUGCUGGGGUCAUCUGUACAGGUCACAAACGUUCCAGACUUGCUGCUGGGUCUCAUCUGUGUUCUGGGAGAUUAGAGAUACUUCAUGAGAAGACGUGGGUUUCAGUGUGUGAUGCUGCUUUUGACCAGCAGGAUGCAGAGGUUGUGUGUAGAGAGCUGGACUGUGGGGCUCCUGUGCAGGUGCUGGGAGCAGCUGCUUUUGGCAAAGGAGAGGGUUACACAGUGCUCAGACUGGCAAAUGGCACAGACUCCUGUUCUGGAAGAGUGGAGCGUCAGUUACACAGAUACUGGGGCACAGUAUGUGAUAGAUGUAUGGAUAUGAGAGCUGCCAGUGUCCUCUGUAGACAGCUGAAUUGUGGGAUUGCUGUGUCUGUUGUGGGAGCAGACUGGUUUGGAGAGGGAAGUGGUGAAAUCUGGGCUGAUGUGUUUGAUUGUCAGGGGAAUGAAACACGACUCUCACUAUGUCCCAUCUCUUCAUGGAGUCGAGCUGAACAUUCUCAUAGACGAGAUGUUGGAGUCAUCUGUUCUCAUUCAUCUCUGGCUCUUCAUGAUGGGCGAGUGCGGUUGUUAGGAGAGAGAGAGUGUGAGGGGGAGGUGGAAGUUUACAUCCAUCAGGUCUGGAGGAGAGUUCUGCUGGACUCCUGGAGUCUCACUGAAUCAUCUGUGGUCUGCAGACAGCUGGGUUGUGGCUCUGUGCUGAACUUCUAUGGCUCCUCUUCAUCCAGUCCUGAACACAGUAAUGAGUGUGUGAUGGGCUUCCAGUGCUCUGGGAGUGAAGCUCACCUGAGGAACUGCAGCUCUCCACAAACUCUCAACUGCAGCUCCACACAACAGCUGUCAAUCACCUGCCUUGGUCGUGGGUCCAUCAGGCUGGUGGGUUCUGGAGGAGACUGUGCAGGGAGGCUGGAGGUUUUUCACAACGGCUCUUGGGGGACAGUGUGUGAUGACUCCUGGGAUAUUAAAGAUGCCCAUGUAGUGUGCAGACAGCUGCAGUGUGGAGUGGCCCUCAGUAACCAGCAGGUACCAGCCUGGUUUGGUCCUGGUUCUGGACCCAUAUGGCUGGAUGAGGUGAACUGUGAGGGGAAUGAGACAUCCCUGUGGAACUGCUCUUCUCAGGUCUGGGGAAAACAUGACUGUAAACACAUGGAGGAUGUAGGAGUCAUGUGCUCAGAGUUCAAAGAAAUCAGGUUGACUGAUGGUUGUAAAGGGAAUGUGGAGGUUUUCUACAAUGGCUCGUGGGGUAAUGUAUGUUAUAACCAGAUGGACAGAGACACAGCGAGUCUGAUCUGUCAAGAGCUGAACUGUGGAAAAUCUGCCAGUGAACCCAGUAACUCACAAGGACUAAAGUCUAAUUGGCUGGAUCAAUUUAUAUGUCGUCCUCAUGACUCAACUCUGUGGCAGUGUCCAUCUUCAACCUGGGGACAGAAUAACUGUCAUCAUAAUGAGGUUGCUCAUAUAACUUGCUCAGAAAAGGAAAACGAUGAAUUGCCUCGAAGUCAUCUUUCAUGUUCUGCAGCUCCAAACCAGAGACACUGUACAAAGUAUGUUCCUCUGAGACUGAGUGGAGGGAAGGGCCGGUGCUCUGGGAGACUGGAGGUGUAUCAUAAUGCUGUGUGGGGUUCAGUCUGUGAUGAUCAGUGGGACAUCAGGGAUGCUCAGGUGGUCUGCAGGCAGCUGGGUUGUGGAGCAGCACUGAGUGCUGAUGGGAAUGCAGCCUUUGGUGCUGGUGAAGGUGUUGUGUGGCUGAACAGAGUCGAGUGCAGAGGGAAUGAGAUUCACCUGUGGGACUGUCCUCUCUCCCUGAAUAAUCACACUGACUGCUCACACAAAGAGGACGCUGGACUCACCUGUGCAGAUUUGUCUGUGUCCACUACUCCUGCCCCUACCACAUCAACGUUUCCUCCAGUUUCACAGACAGACGUGACACCAUCUCUGUCCUCACAGAUCACUCGUCCACAAACUCCUCCAGCAUCUUCUUUCUCCAUCCCUCCAGUGGUUUUGAUUGUACUGGGAGCUGUACUCUUACUGCUCUUACUGCCACUCAUUAUACUGAUUCAGCAGAACAGAGUGAUGAGGAGAGCUCUUUCCAAGAGAAGACACAAGACUCAGACUGAAGCAGUUUAUGAGGAGAUUAAUCACAGACUCAUCACAAAUAAAGAUAAACACAUCACUCAGAGAGGAAGAGUCCUUUCUGAAGAACAGCAUUCUGGGUAUGAGGAUGCUGAUGAGAUUCUUUCAGCUAAAUCUGCAGUAGGAGACUCAUCUGGACACUAUGAUGAUGUCACCACCACUAAAGUCCCAAAAGAAGAGCAACAAGACACACCAGAGACCUACGAUGAUGCAAUCACUGCUGGACUGAGACAUUGUGCCACAGAUGACAUACCAGAAAACUAUGACGAUGUUGUGAUCGUGCGACAUUUGUCCAAUAAUAAAACAGAGGGAGUUCAGGAGGAGUAUGAUGAUGUGAGGGAUGUCAGUGAAGAUGUGAGAAACCUGUUUGACUAUGAUGAUGUGGGGAAGGUGCCAGGCAAACAUGAAGAGACUGUUUAACUCAGGAACCACACACACAACCUCAAAUCUUUUUACAGCUUUUGGAAAUGCAUGGAGUUUAAGUGAUCUUAUAUACAAGUUUCAAUUGCAGUCCAGCAAAGUUUUAUAUUAAAUUUAAUGUGUUCAAAAUUAUCAGUUGAAUUUAGCUGAUUUUCUUUUGACAGACAGAAAAAUGUCUUGCUUUCAUGGACUUUUGAAAAUGUUGAUUUCUUUUUCCUCUUCACUUUAAAUCAGUCAAAAUACUACUUAUAGAUGAAUGUGUUUAAUAGUUUCAUGAUUAUAGAAUGAGGAUUUAUGCAAUGAAGAUGCUGAAAAUCUUGAGAUGUAUUUUCUAGAAGCCACUUGUACUGUAACAUGGAAUCGCAGACAUUUCUGAAUGUUGAUUUUGACAAUUGUUGUGCUUUUGAUGGUGCAGGACACAUACAACACAGCACUAUUUCCAUCGUUGCAGUUCCAAAUUUAUGCAUUACACCACCAGGCCUCUGCAAAAAUGGAAAGAGAGGUCAAAAAAAUUAUUUAAAAAAGAUAUAUAGCGAUUUCCACUUGAUCAAACUAUUUAGAAACAUUUCUAUCUUGUGGCAAAUUUUAGAAAUUUGAUUAAAAACUUACAAACUUGGUUGAUUCCUGACAAACAGAUUCAGAAAUCUUUCUGUAAGAGCAGAAUCUUUAAACAACUGAAAUUGUUGUAAUUUGUGUAUUUACUUAAUAGUCGAUGUGAAUUUACUUGUUUUGACAUUUGACAGAUGUUUUGUAUUUAUAGUGACUUACAGUGCUCUUUUGUUUGGACAGGAGCUAAAUGGGACAUCAAACUUUGCUGAAUGGUACGAUAGUGAUGCAGUCGGACUACCAGAUCUGUUACUGUGAUGAGUUCAGACAGUUCACCAUUCAGCAACUGUAAUUAUUAUGUUGGAAAAGCCAGUUCUGUGCACUCCUGUCCAAACAGCCUUUAUAGUCAGUCAGCAUCAGAAGUGGGAAAAGAGAAUGAAUGUGUGUGGAAGUAGACAUCAGUGAAUGAAUUUGAGUAACCUGUUUGUUUAAUAAAUAAUAACUGUUAGUCAGAGUUUAUUACAAGUGUGAAUAUGAUGUUUAUUUUGUCAUAAAGCACUGAACGUUUAUCAAUGGUCAUGUGGGGUUUCACACCUUAUGAAUACGCCUCAUUUAAUUGCUUGUAUUUACGUGGGCAAUUUUAUAUUCUAUAAAGCAAAAUUGGCUCUUUUUUAUUUUUCUACAUGUUAUUAUCUAAAUGGGAAUUUCUUGUUAU
Myxocyprinus asiaticus (Chinese sucker) is the source of this 6073-nucleotide messenger RNA. RefSeq names its product deleted in malignant brain tumors 1 protein-like. Bases 55 to 4812 code for a protein of 1585 amino acids. The transcript has 23 exons. Lineage: Eukaryota; Metazoa; Chordata; Actinopteri; Cypriniformes; Catostomidae. Gene Ontology annotation, cellular component: membrane. The record is from RefSeq and is a predicted model, not a curated record.